CGAGCGAGCGACUGCAGGGAGCUAAGGUACCUCUCCGGCAGCGCGGGCUGCUGCUGCUGCUGCUGCUGCAGAUGGAGGAGAUGACACCACCACCCGCACCUGAGGCACCAUCCCCGCUGAAGUCCUACAAAUGGCGGAUAGGACCCCAGGGUGGGGAGAGGGAGCCCGAGCGGCACCCCAUGCCCCCUGCCAGCAGCCGCUGGGCCAAACUGCACAACUGGAGGCGUGCUCAUAGCCAGCCUGAGACUGAUGCCCCCGAGGUGCGCAUGGCCAGGAGCAGCCCAGGCACCGAGCCCCCAGAGCCUGUGGGGAGCAAAGCAGCAGCCCGGAGGUCUGUGUUCCAGAGGGCGUUUUCUGCCCCGGACAAGGUGCCCAAGGAGCCCAAGGGCCAAGAGGGCAUUAAGCUGAACCUGCGAAAAUACCUGCUUUCCAAGUCCCACCGCAGGAGCCAGGAGAGUGGGCUCAAGGCAGAGCAGGCACCUCAACAGGCAGCCAAAGAUGGCGUGCACCCCGUGCAGCAGAUUCCACUGGCUCCGUCCCCCGACGUCCCUGUCUGGGAUGUCUCGAACUUCUCCCUGGUGGAUGGACAGCUGGUGCUGAUGGCCAGGGAUGAGGAGGUUUUGUACAAGAGCCGGAACAGAACUGGCAGCUCCAUUUCGGAGACCAACGCUCAUCCAUCCCUGAGCAGCAGGAAGGACACCGAUCUCUCCUCUGAGGGGAAGAGCUCACCCAGCCCUCGGGCCCCAGGAAGAGGCACUGAGAGCGACGUGUCAACCGGCUCCCAGUUCAGUAACGUGAAGGGGCUGAUAUGGAAGAGGCUAAGAGAACGCAAGGGCCGGACUGCAUCCAAGCCCGAUUCCCAAACAGCGCUCCUUACGGACGGCGACAGGCUGCCAAGCCGGCAUGGCUCCCGUGAGUCCCUGCUGCCUGCGCCAAGUGCAGCUGAGCUGGAUCUGAGUGGCGAGGACGUAGUGAUCCGCCCGCUGCACAGCAGCAUCCUUGGCGAGAAGUUUUGCUUCCAGAUAAUCAACGCUGAGGGGAGCCGCUGUUUUGGCUGCACAUCAGUGGCUGAGCGGGACCGGUGGAUUGAGAACUUACGCAGAACCGUGCAGCCCAACAAGGACAACUGCGAGCGUGUGGAGAACACCCUGAGUCUCUGGGUGUACGAGGCCCGAGACCUGCCCCCCAAGAAGCGCUACUUCUGCCAGGUGCACCUGGAUGGUGCCCUGUACGCCCGCACUACAGCCAAAUCAGCGGGGGCGGAUGGGGCACUCUUUUGGGGCGAGCUCUUCGAGCUGGCCACACUACCAGCAGUGCGGGAGCUGCAGAUCAGCGUGCUGCGGGAGGAGGAGGGGCGGCGGCGGGAGACCAGCCCCCUGGGCACCGUGAUCAUCCAACUGAGGGAGCUGGCUGCCUCGCGCCAGCCCUUGGAGAAAUGGUACCCUCUGUGUGGAGCUGCCCCCAGUCGGGCACCUUCUCUGCGGCUGCGCGGACGCUACCAGGAGAUCCAGGUGCUGCCCAUUGUGAACUACAAGGAGUUCGCCGAGUACAUCACCUUCCACUACCGAGAGCUGUGUGCCAGGCUGGAGCCGGCUAUUGCUGUGCGCCACAAAGAAGAACUUGCCAAUGCCCUGGUGCAUGUGCUGCAGAGCACAGGCAAAGCUAAGGCAUUUCUCAUCGACCUGGGGGUGGCAGAGUUGGACCGCUUCGACGACAGAGAUGCACUGAUCUUCCGCGAGAACACACUGGCAACCAAGGCCAUUGACGAAUACAUGAAGCUGGUCGGGGGGCAGUACCUGUUGGACACACUGGGGGAGGCUAUUGCCCAGUUGUAUGAGUCGGAGGAUAGCUGUGAAGUUGACCCCAGCAAGUGUGCAGCCAAUGACCUGUCUGACAACCAGAACAAUCUGCGGCAGGCGUGUGAGGAGGUCUUCCAGAGAAUCACCAACUCCUGCGAUGCCUUCCCAGUGGAGCUCAGCGAGAUCUUUGCAGCAUGGCAGGGGGAUUGUCUGGAACGGAAAAAGGAGAACAUUGGGCAGCGGCUCAUCUCGGCCUCGCUCUUCCUGCGCUUCCUAUGCCCAGCCAUCAUGUCCCCCAGCCUGUUUGGCCUCACCCAGGAGUACCCAGAUGAUGCCACCUCCCGCACCCUCACCCUGGUGGCAAAAGUCAUCCAGAACCUGGCCAAUUUUGCUACGUUUGGUGAGAAGGAGGCGUACAUGGGGUUCAUGAACGAAUUCCUGGAGCACAACUGGAGCCGCAUGAAGUCGUUCCUGCAGAGUGUGGCCAACCCUGACAGCAGUGCCCGCCUGGUGGCUUAUGAUGGCUAUGUGGACCUGGCACUGGAGCUCUCCACCCUGCACGCACUGCUCUGCGACAUAUUCACUGGCCUGGACCAGCGAACGAGGGAGCAGUUAGAGCCCCUGCCGACCAUCCUCUAUGCCAUCAAAGAGGGGACGCCAGUGCCUGUCUCCAUCAAACUUGGCCCCGGCAUGGACAGCCCUGGUGAGAAGCCAGGAUUCCUGCCCCCGAGGGAGCUGAGCAAGUACAGCCCCCUGAUCAAGAGUCACUCCAUGACCAACAUCCAGAAGGGCAGGGGGAAGGAGGAUGAGCAGCAUCUCCAGCAACUGCCUGCCUCCCCACGCCAGGCCUGGGAGAGGAGGAAGGUGCAGCGCACCCAGAGUGUGCCAGCCCAGAGCAAGGCAGGACGCAGGCUGCAGAAGCAGAGCAGCAUGGAGCACGUGGUUGAGUCCCAGGGAGAAGAGAGUCACGAUGAGAGCCCUCGCCCCUCUACCUUCCGCCCACGGGAUGGCCGAGCCCACCCGGGGCGAUCCAAUCUCCGCCAAUCUGCCUCGCUGCCCCGGAAGUCCACGGUUCCCUGGCAGCGCCACGCUGAGGAAGCAGCCAAGGCACAGACUGAGCUGUACGCCAUGCGGCCGCUGGAGAAGCAUGGGAAGCAAAUUGAGGAGCUGAGGAAGGAGUUGGCAGAGUCCAGGGAGAAGCAGAGGCUCUUUGAGAGCCAGCUGGAAAUGCUGGUCACCCAGAACCAGACACUGCUGGAGGAGCAGGCCAAAAGCCAGGGGCAGGAGGAGAGACUCCGGAGGCAGCUGGAGAAGCUGGAAACCCACCUGGCAAACCUCAGCACCAGGGUGGCGGCGGCAGAGGGCAGCCGGAGGAAGGACCAGGAGAAGCUGAGGGCCAGCGAGGAGAGGACGAAGCGUCUGGAGCGCCGCCUGUCGGCCCUGGAGCGGGAACACGCCGAGCUGCUCUGUGCCAUCAGUCAGCGGCCGGGAUUCCAGGACAAGCCACCCAACUCGCUGCUGAUGCCAGCGCCACAGGACGGGGCCGAGGACUGGCAGGAGGUUUAGCCAGCUUGGUGGGCCCAGACGGCCAGCCCCUGGGCCCUGCGUAGGACGCAUCCCACCCCAGCAGCUGCCACCCGCUUUGGAUACCCUGCCAGCCAGACCUUGUCUCUAGAAAUUUGUCACAGACCCAAGCCCAGCAGCUCUUUCCUGGUAUGAGUCCAGCCUGGGAGGUCCUGAGUCUGCCAGGGAUGUUGUUCCAGAUAAUGGAGUCCCAGAGAGCUGCAGGCUGCUGCUGUGAAUCCCCUGCAGCUCUCCACUCCCCAGGAGUGGUGGAGAGCGAUCAGAUUUGUGAGAGGCCCAUUCAGCCCCUCUCUCAUCCCAACUGGGGUUCCCUUCCCUAUUCCUGCAUCCAAAGGGUCCCCAGGUGCUUCCUUCUGAACUCCUCCCACACACUCCCGAUGCCUUGCUGCCCCCUUCGUCAUACCCAUGCUGCCAUCCCCAUAGUGGAACAUUGCCCCAACAUGCCCAAGCUUCCCUGGGGCUCUGGCUGCUGCAUAGCACCAGUUGCCCAGGGCCACUGCCCAGUAACUGCCAACAGGCCCAGCCCUGCGCCAGGGGCUGACUAGAAGGGAUGCGCCCGGACCAGUAUUCAGGCCUCAUUUGGCUCUUGGGGGAUUCAGGGAUGAGCUGCCACAGUGAGCUUGUCUCCGGGUUCGUGCUUGGGCCAUGACUCCCUGCAGAGCCAGAAAUGCAGUGGCUGCUUUGUCAAAAACCUUCCUUGUCUCUGAGGGUCGCCUGCAGCCAGGCAGUAAACAUAGUGCCUUUUGUGACGAGCAUGUGGGUUGGAGCCUGGAGCACUCGCCACAUGGGACCAGACAGGCCAGGGCCCAAGGAUUCAGAGGGAAGCAUGGCAGGCACCAAGCUCCGAGAGUCUCUUGCCACAGGGCCAGGUUUUAGAAAAGCCCAGCUCCUACUGAGAAACUCCCAGCCCUGCUGUUCAUGCACACACACACACACACACACGUGCACAGGCACAUACAGGAACAACACAUGCAUGUAUGCGUGCACACAUGGCACAACAUGUGCACACACAUGUGCGCCUCACAUUGUUCUCAGUGGGUGCUGCUGGGGGCUGAGCACUUCUGCAAGUCUCUCCCUGCACCCCAGAGCGCUCACACAGACGCCUUCCAAGGCUUGCAAGGCUGAGGCCCCGUCACAGCUGGCACCCAGCAUGUGUGCAGUGCACACCUGGGAGGGCACAUCAGGGCUGGCUGUCACUUGCAAAGGUUUAUCAUUUGCUGAAUUCCAAACCAGCUUCUCCCAGGUCCCCAUGUCCCCUGCUCACUGGGGCCAUUCCGAGCUCUGUCCCCUACCUCUGGGACCCUGGAACUGGGCAAAACGAGAAUAAUGGGGAUAUUCGGGAUGAGAGUGAGCUCUUCUCGUCCUCCAAAUGACUUGGCCCAAACUCCGGACUGAUUCCCCAUCCCCUGCAGACUGGGCCUGGGCAGGCCAGCUGGGAAGGGUCAUCAAAUUCAGGGCGUUAGACUAUGUCUACACUACGCACCUUUUAGCAACAUAGCUUUUGCAGCUAAAAGGCACACAGCAUAGCUGUUCUUUGUUGGCAAGAGAGAGCUCUCCCACCGACAAAAAACUCCCACCCCAACGAGUGGCAGUAGCUUUGUCGGCAGGAGAGAGCGCCCUCUGAUAAAACGCUGUUCACAUCAGCUCUUUUUGUCUGUAAAAUUUGUGUCGUUUGGGAGAGGAGAGUGUUUUUUUCAUGCACAGUCCGAACGACAAAGGUUUUACUGACGAAAGUCCAGUGUAGACAAAGCCUUACAGUGGAAACCACUCCAUUUCAGAGCUACAGCUGGCUUCUGCUCCCAUGAUAGUCCAGCAACGCACAGAGCCAGCUCGCCCCUCAGCCCCUAGGAGCAGGCCUGUCUGCAGAGGCUGGCCUGUGCAUUUGCAGUGGGAUGAUAGUCAGGGUCUUGGGGUGACUCCUGAAGCAGCCUGUCUCUCCAAUGUUUCCUAGCACCUGUAGGAGUUGCCUUCCUGAGGACAGGUGCAUUCUGGUCCUGGAGGGGCUCUGCCUGGCUCAUGACUGCAGGGAGGGGAAGCCGCAGCAUGGAGCCAGGUGCGGGAGGGAGGGGUGAACAGUUGGGAGGGAGGAUCUAAGAGGGAGGGAGUGUGUCCCCACUGCUCUGAGGGCAAGUUACUAGGACCCAGUUUAGUAGUGUAGAUCAGGGCUCACUUCCAUUGGCUUCAACAGGAGCGAGGCGCCUGAAUUGCAUUGAGGAGCUAGACCUAGAUGCCUCUGGGCUUUUGGGUUAACAGAAGGGGCUGGAGUAGCACCACUUAGGGACACACACACACACAUACAUUCCCUAGGAUGACCAGACAGUGAAUGUAAAAAGCGGGACAGGGGAUGGGGGAG
Messenger RNA from Gopherus evgoodei (Goodes thornscrub tortoise), 5736 nucleotides. It is a transcript of the gene RASAL3, whose product is annotated as RAS protein activator like 3. The transcript is spliced from 19 exons. Lineage: Eukaryota; Metazoa; Chordata; Testudines; Testudinidae. The record is from RefSeq and is a predicted model, not a curated record. Gene Ontology annotation, biological process: regulation of GTPase activity. Bases 72 to 3365 code for a protein of 1097 amino acids.